Messenger RNA from Prorocentrum cordatum, 459 nucleotides. NCBI's taxonomy places the organism in Eukaryota, Dinophyceae, Prorocentrales, Prorocentraceae. The record is from the annotation of a GenBank genome assembly.
AUGGCGGACAUGGCGGGGGUCACGGAGCUCCUCCGCAAGAUGAACGAGAGCCAGACGGCUCAACAUCGCGAGUUGCUCGCGAAGGUGACUGCCACGGAGGCUUCGGUGCAGGCGCUGCAAGGCCUGCAACCGCAGGUUGCUGCUCUUGAGAACACUGUCACGGUGCUCGACCAGAAGGUGGACGCGAAGUGCGCCGAGUGCAUGGAGGCGGUGAAAGCGCUGCAGGCGUGGAUGCCGUUGAUGAAGCUACUUCGUGCACAUCGUGACUGGUCCCCUCAGUGCAAGCUUGGAUGCUCAGGCUUCUCGAAUGCGAUCACAGCGACAACGGACAAAGACGUGUGGGACCUCAUACGUGUGGACGCUGACGGCCACGCGGAGUGGGUUCAGGACGACUGUGAGGACUGGGGCAUCACGGCGGACUUGGUGAAGCCAAUCAUCGACACGCUCAACCUCCUCUGA